This is a messenger RNA of Neodiprion fabricii, 3929 nucleotides long. Its product is annotated as probable protein phosphatase CG10417. Lineage: Eukaryota; Metazoa; Arthropoda; Insecta; Hymenoptera; Diprionidae. Gene Ontology annotation, biological process: protein dephosphorylation. Bases 148 to 2130 code for a protein of 660 amino acids. The transcript has 6 exons. The record is from RefSeq and is a predicted model, not a curated record. Gene Ontology annotation, molecular function: cation binding; protein serine/threonine phosphatase activity.
GUAGUGAAAACAGAAAACCGGUCAUGGGGGCUAGUUAACGAUUCUCUCUACCCGCGCGACGAAUGAUUACCUUACCUUUAUUAAAAGUUAAUAGUAAUAUUGAGUAACCCCCGGAUAAACGUGUUCGUAGGCUUAGAUAUUCGCGAAAUGGGGGCCUACUUGUCAGAGCCAAUAACCGAUAAAGUAUCGAGCGACGAAGUGGGCGACUCUCUAGCAUUCGGCGCCAGUUCCAUGCAAGGCUGGCGAAUCAGUCAAGAGGACGCGCAUAAUUGCUGUUUAAACUUUGACAAAGAUGUGUCGCUGUUCGCUGUUUACGACGGUCAUGGUGGACACGAAGUGGCGACAUACUGCGCCCAGAAAUUGCCUCAGUUCAUUAAAGACACGGAUGCUUAUAAGAAUGGGGACAUUGAGCAGGCCUUGAAAGAAGCGUUCCUAGGGUUCGAUGCGACGCUCGCCAAGCCAGAAAUUGUAACGGUAUUGAAGGAGAUAGCUGGGGCGAGUUGCGGAGCUAAAGAAAAAACAGAGGCUGAAGAUUCUGAUGAAGAGGAAAAUGUAUGCAACCUUAGAAUGGAGGCUGCCAUGCCGCUUGAGCAAGUGAUGGCAAAGUAUCAGUCGGAAGUUGCCAAUCCAGCGUUAAAAGCACUGAAAAAGGAAAAAGAUGGCAAACCGGCAAGCCCUUACUUGCGAGCACGAAGAGGCGCAAGGGAUAAGGCUGGUUCUUCGUCUCUCUUGACUGCCGGCUGCUCUUCCUCCUCCUCUUGGCACGACAACGAGGCUGACGUCAGUAGCUCCAGCAGCCAGCUGUGCGGAUCAACCUCAAUCGCUGCCUCUGCUGCCAAGGUGACACCGGAAUGCAUCGGUAGUAGCGAGGCAGAGCAGGUUUUGGAUUCAACGACUAGUAACGGAGAAUCGGGAGUUGUUACAUCACCCAAAGUUACAGAGACGGUCAAGUCCAGUGAUAUGCCCGACAGCUCUGAGGAUAUCAAGGAACAUGUGUCUCCCAGCAAAGCUCAGGUACAGCCUACCACCAACGAUACAGAAGUUAACGGGACUGGGGGCAAAGCCGAACAUCAAGGUGCCGACAGCAGUAAAGGAGGAGGCGACAAUGUAACAAGCAGCUCUUGUUCAACGGUGGAAAACGGCGAAGCCGAGCAGCAGGAAAGAAUCAGCAGCAGCGGUCGAAGGAGGCCCGUCAAUUAUGAAUUACUGUGCGUUAAUGACGGCAGUGAGGAGGACGACGACGACGAGGAAGACGAGACCUUCGACGGUCUUCCUGAAAGUGAUGACGAAGAUGAUGAUACAGAGGAUGUUGACAAUGUUGAUGACGACGAUGACAAUGAUGAUGAUGAUGACAGCGAUGAAGAUGACAUGGACCCUGAUGAUGACGACGAUGAAUGUACCAUGGAUAUGACAGAAGAACCUGGCUCAGAUAGCGGAUGUACCGCAGUAGUGGCUGUACUAGCAGGACGGGAGUUGUAUGUUGCGAAUGCGGGAGAUUCCCGAUGCGUUCUUUGUCGUAACGGACAAGCUGUUGAGCUGAGUCUUGAUCACAAGCCUGAGGAUCAGCCGGAAAUGCAGAGAAUCGUUAAAGCAGGUGGAAAGGUUACUGCAGAUGGCCGUGUUAACGGUGGUUUGAACCUCUCUAGAGCGUUAGGAGACCACUCCUAUAAGCAGAACGCAGCACUUCCUCCUCAAGAGCAAAUGAUCUCUGCUGAACCAGACAUUAAAACAGCUACAAUUGAUCCUGAACAAGACGAAUUCAUGGUACUUGCCUGUGAUGGAAUUUGGAAUUUCAUGUCUAGCCAAGAUGUCGUGCAGUUCGUUAGUACCAGAUUUAAACAGGGGUAUGAGACUAUUUCUCAAAUUUGCGAAGAGCUCUUUGACCAUUGUCUUGCACCGAAUACUCUUGGUGACGGAACCGGCUGUGACAAUAUGACUGCUGUAAUAGUACGUUUUAAGAAGCCAAGUGCUCCGAUACCAACUACGACCGAGGCAUCUGAUAUGACAUCAAUCGCAACGGAGAAUAAGAAAAGACCGGCAUCACCAAUUCCUUUGGCAAACGAAGGUAACAUAUCCACAGGUGAAGAAACGACGCCAGAAUCUAAGCGUCAAAAGACCGAGACUGUCUAGGAAGUUAUGCUAAGCUUCACUAACGUAUCUCUGCAACCUCUUGAGAGUGACACAAUGAUAAUAAUACGGCCGUUGUAAAGUUUUGGAAAUCCUGCUGUGCGAAACUUGAAUUGCAAAAACGGUAAAAAAAAUAAAGGUAAAAACCGACAAAAACUGUGGACUUAAUAAAUUGAGAAAUUGGCGAACUUCUCAGUAUAAUAGUUAUUUUAUGAUUGAACAUACACAGAACGAACGGAUGAAUGAUGAAUAAUAAUAGUAAUAGUGUAAAACCGUCACGUCUGGAGGAUUGCAAUAAUCGUUAGUGUUGAACAAUGGUGGCAGACUGAUUGAUUGGAGCAGAUUGGGGGCUGACGCUUAUAGAGUUUGUUUUAAAUUUUUUUUUAAUGAGACAUCGUUAAAUAAAUCUGUUGCCUUUCGAGUUUAAUGGGUAUUUGAGGAUCAGAAAACAACAUAAUAUGUUAUAGCUUCAGUGUCGCGGCAUAUUAAUGUAUAUGAUGCGUGCAUGGAACAUUUGAUUAUCGCAAACCGUUGUGUGAAAAAGAUGUGGCAAACUUAACGAGAGGAAAUGGAAUUAGAUUCUCCUAUCUGCUCCAAUCUACUCUUAUGAUGUGUACUCAACUGAGAGUUCUUCUAGGUUACAGGUGUAAUAGGUAUGUAACUGUACAUAUUUAUAAAUCUAGGAUGUAGGAUUAAUAAUAAUAUUUGUAAUUCAAUACGACACCAUUUCUUAUUUUUACUAAAUAAAGUUUAUUUUUGAAUUCCUGGUUACUAUAUGGUUGUAUGGAUGGUUGCGUGACUAUAAUGUUAUCUAGUUUAAUCUAUUUCUCAUUAUUAUUAUUCUUAUUAUAAUUAUCAUUCUUAUCAUUAAUAUAAUUGCCCUUGACUACGUGUCUACAUGAAUUAAGUUCAGUGCUGGUAGUAAUGAAUGAAUACUGUUUGCAGUAAAUCUUCAUGAUUAUUUUUCUCUUUUAAAGUAACUUUAUUGUUAUAAGAGAAUGAAAAAAUAUACGUUAUGUACAUUUUUUUUAUCUACAAACGUUGAUGAUGAUGAUGAUAAUGAUCCAAUCUUAAUAGGUCUAAGUUGUUGACGUAAAAUACAAUUUUUUUUCUGUUCUUCGCUUUGAAGCGAAAUAUGAACGAUGUUUAACAAUCCACUCGAUCAUCGAAUAAAUUGCGGUUCAUGGCAUCUACUGUAAACUACAAACAAAUGAAAAAAAAAAUAGAUAAAAGAGAAUCGCCUGUUGUUAAUCUUAAAUGUCAAAAAUUAAAUACGGAUUGAAGUAUUAAAUUUGACCGUGUAUGUAAUAAUGAAGAAAUGCUCAAUAACGAGUAAUAUUGAACAGUUAAGAGAGGGAAGGCGAUCCUUGAACGUGUGCCUUUUCAAAUUAUAUGUGGUGCAGUAUACAGAUAGGUUAAAUAGAGCCAGUAACCCAAAGCCCGUUUAUUUCCGUGUUUAAUUAUUAUGUUAUAAUUUUAUGUAGUCCGUACGUAUGUAUAUAUACAGCAAUGUAUAUGUAUACACACGCACGGCAUACACAUCUCGCUAUGAGUUUUUCCUUUAAAAAUAAUUACAUCACACAUGAUUUAUGUAAUUUUGGGAGAAAAAAAAAACUCGUCAAUUAUUCUAUCUAUUAUUAUUCAUUGUUUUGGAUCUUAAUUCCGUUUCUCUUCGUUGUGUAAUUACUGUAAUUUAUCUAUAUGCUCAGCCCAAAUACCACCCUCUUGUAUUUUUCAUUAAUUACACCAUCAUAAUAUUGUAUACACCAGCUGAUAACAGUGUUUAUAAUUGUAUGCUACAA